UGUGUUAACAAUUAUCUCUCCCAAAGGUCUAUGAGGGAGAAAGCUAAAUCAUUCAUAGGGGUCAUGGGAAAAGGUCACAACCAAGAGGUCUUGAGGUAAUGACUUUUCCGAGCUUGAACUAGGCAGAAUAAACAAACCUUCAGGGGUCUCCUAUUACUUAUCGAGGGGGAACAGAGUCCUCUGGAAUGUGCACGUCUCGGCGAUGUGUAUAAGAAGAGACGAGUCGACGAAGAAGGCAGCAUUAAGUCAGAGACUUCUCAUAAGGAGGGUUCAGACUUUGCUCCACUCAGCUGGGUGUUUCCAUGACUUGUUUGAUGUGAUUACUUAUUUGUUCCAUGACUUAUUUGUCUAGUUGAAUCACUUGUCCACUUGUUUGUACCUGGCUCACAUUCUGAUCAUUUGUGAACUUGUUACUAUAUAAUAAAGUGUGAUAAGACCACCGUGCUUAGAAUACUUUUGAUUUCUCACAAGGCAUCGGAACAUUUAUUCCACCACAAAUUGGCGACGAGGAUUUGGAUGGACGCGCAGCGCUGGACUCCGACGGACGGUCAGAAGGCCAUAAGAUAGAUGAUUCCUCCCGAGGGUGAGAAGCUGCCGUUCUGCGGAGACCAGGACUGCCGAUCCAACCCAGUUGAAGUAACAACGAAAAACACGCGCACUUCACACACAGGUGAAAGCUGCACUUCCCUCACCAGCCACUGCGAUCCAGCAUCACCUGAAACCAGGAGACUGGGUGCUCAUCAAGGAUCACAGGAGAAAGCAUUGGAAGCAGAGACGCUACACGGGUCCCUUCCAAGUACUCCUGACCACAGAGACGGCGGUGAAAGUGGAAGGAAAAGCAACGUGGGUCCACGCUAGCCACUGCAAACGCAUCCCAAACCCAGAAGGAGAAGGAGCAGCUGCUACGGGUCCGGACUAAAGGGGAAGGGUGAGAAAAGCGAGCGCCUUCCUCCAUCAAGUAGUGUGCCAAGCUACCGACAAGCGCACCAUUAGCAGUGACGUAACCAAGCACCUCACUCAUUUUAUGUGGCUGGGAAGAGAGAGGAGGGGAGCAAGCCCAUAGUUUCUCAAACCGCAAAGCUGUCAUAUAUAAAUCAGUGUGGUAGGAGGCGAAAUCAUGUGCGAAGGUGUAGCCACCCAAGAAGCAGCAGCGAUGGAAGAAAGAUCUCCAGCAUCACGGCCCCCCUUUAAGAAGCAUGGGUGCAGCCAGAGCAAAAGCAUCCACUCACUACUCUUUCUAACCACAAUAGCAAUUAUCUUGUUCCUUAUCUAUAAAUUGCAAUCACAUAACAUAGACGGCAAAGAUACUAGCCCUUUCCAUCUCUCCAGGAAGUGGCAGGAAGGGAAAAAAGUUUUCCACUGCCCAGCUGAACAAUGUGAUGCGAACAAUUGUUCACUCUCCUCAAUAGAGAAUGAUACUUGGGUUAAUGUAGAGAAUCAACUUCGCCUAAUAGUAUGUGAUGGGAGGGUACGAAGAGACAGAGUCUGUACUGUAUGGAUGCAUAAAGAGUAUGAUUCCACAGUUUUUCCGUUGUGGUGCAGUAAACCAAGGUCGUGUCAGGAGAAACCGGCCUACAGGGGCACGAGUGACUGGAGGGAGUUGUGUGAAGGGGCUAACCAGCAGGUCAGUAAAGCACAGCCAAAUACAGCACCAGUUGAACACCUGUACGAUACAAUUAAACCACAACCCUUGAUUUCAGUCAAGCCGACCCCGCUUCCCGACCAGGGAACAUGGAGGCCAGGGACAAUCACCUUCAAAUGUCCAAGAGAGGAAUGUGUAGAUGGAAGUUGCACAGUAUACAUACUACAGCUCAAAAGGCCAUUUGCAGGUUACUGGUCAGCCCUGAGCACAAAACACGUUAGGACUCAGUGUAAAACAAAGGACACAUGUUCAGUUAAGUUAAGUGCUGAAUACGAUGAUACGUGGGAAAUACCAUACUGGUGCCGUCAACCUACCAACUGCGUCACAGAACCAGCCAGCUACACCCGAAUCGAUUGGAGAUAUGCUUGCGAAAUAGGUUUAGAGUUGAAGAAACUUCCAACACGCACACCACCUCAGGAACAUGGCAACGUUGCACUAACUAUCAUGACAGAGUUUGCUGGUGAAAGUAAUGUCUCUAAUUGUUGGAUAUGUCAGCAUAUGCCCAUUUCAUCCAGGUCUCCUAUGCUGAUUCCAGUUCCCUUCACGGAAGCCGACUGGAGCGUUAUGGGAUGGCCUGACAUAGCUCGUCAAUUCGUGAGCAAUGAUGAACACUGUUACACUCCGACAAUAGACACUUCCACUAACACAGAGAACAUUGUUAGAAAUAAUGGUGAAAAAGGAAAAGUUAUACAAUUUGCAGUGAAAACAUUUAAUGAUAAAAAUAGAACUGAAGGUACUAAUCAAGUAGCAUUGUUUAGACUAAGCUAUUACAAAAGAUACGUCCAACAAGGGCUAAGAUAUCAAAUGCAAAUGACUCUUGCUGAAACUAAUUGCACAGUAGGAAGUAAGGAGAUAAGUUCAAUGUGUACUCUUCAGCCAAACACAGCAUCUAUUCGAUUAGAAAUAGGUGUACAGAGCAUACCUUGGGCUAAUACACUAAAAGUCACACAUAUGUCUUGGACAAGACAUAAUUGUACUCAACCUCUAAUUCCGAUUAGACCUAGGAAUAGAAAUUGCACUAACCUACAACCACCCAUUCCAGUACAUCCCCUGACCAAGGUCAGCCGCUGCAUUAAUUUCUAUGCAUUUGGGGGCUAUUUCUUGGGAGCAAGUGACUGCACUAACGAUUCGGUUAGAUACGUUAGUGAAAAUAAAGAGUUGUCAUUACCUGAACAAGCUUAUCUAGUGUGUGGAAACAUCGCCUAUAGCUGUGUCCCAGUAAUAGGAGACGUCCAUAAGAGGUCGCUGGAGGGGAAAUGCUACUUAGCCUAUCUUAUACCUUUGAUUAGACGAGCUGACUCCAAGGAACUCGCUCCAUCUCACGUACGUCAGAAACGAGCAAUUUCCUUAGGUUCAAGGAUAUUAAGCGUGAUAUUACCAGCAUAUGGCACCUAUAGGAGUCAAGAGGAAAUUGCAACACUCUCAACAAUAUUAGAGAGGCACAUGAACAAAACAUCAAUAGCACUCACUGCCAUGCAAAAAGAAAUAGAUGAGAUCAAACACAUGGCACUCCAAAAUAGAAUGGCUCUAGAUCUUGUUCUGGCCGCACAGGGAGGAGUAUGUAAAGUCAUUAAUACUGAAUGUUGCACUUACAUUUCAGAUGCAAGUUCUGCGGUUCACGAUGUGAUAACAGACACGGAACAAGGAAUUGAGGAGUUGCAUAAAGACCAUGGCUGGAAUCCCUUUGGGGGGAUGCAGGCAUGGUUAGGAUCAUGGGGAGCUUCUCUUCUCAAGGGAUUGGUAUGGAUAAUAGCAGUCAUCAUUCUUGUUAUAAUUACUAUCACCCUAAUCACAACCGCUUCUAAGAUUUGUGUCCGGAAGAUAGUUACAACUCACGCAUCAGGUCAGCACAUGACCACACCGGUAGAACUCCCAGUCCGAAAAAGGAUUCCACAGUAUCUUGACAGCUCUGAUAGUGAUAAUGAGCUUGAGGACAAUGUUUAAGCAAGCAAUGUAUUUACACAGUAGAUUUAGCAAACUAUAAUCAAUUUUGUAUGUACUUCUUUGAGGUUGAUGAUGUGAUGUUUUGAAAUCUUUGUGAAUCUACACCACGGAUGUAUGCUCUAAGAAUGUUUUAACAUUUUGUUACU
Messenger RNA from Pseudoliparis swirei, 3732 nucleotides. RefSeq lists its product as uncharacterized. The record is from RefSeq and is a predicted model, not a curated record. NCBI's taxonomy places the organism in Eukaryota, Metazoa, Chordata, Actinopteri, Perciformes, Liparidae. The coding region runs from base 1118 to 3586 and encodes 822 amino acids. The transcript is spliced from 2 exons. Gene Ontology annotation, molecular function: cysteine-type endopeptidase inhibitor activity.